Molecule: messenger RNA, 5580 nt
Organism: Tetrahymena thermophila SB210
Lineage: Eukaryota; Ciliophora; Oligohymenophorea; Hymenostomatida; Tetrahymenidae
Exons: 3
Source: RefSeq, a predicted model, not a curated record
AUGUAUGAAAUAAUAAAGUUUUUUGAUUGUUAACCUUAAAAUAAUAAUAUUAGCAAUAAUUAACUUAUAUAAUAACAAAGCAAAGUAGUAAUUAUCAAACUCUUACUUCUGUAGAAAUAAAAGAAGUAAAGAUCAGUAAAUAUAUUAGUAGUUAUAGGAGACAAAUCUAAAAUUAUAGAAAUUUUUACUUAAGAGCAUUUUUUUAAUAAAAACAGAAAAUAUUUUUUCAUAAAAUUCACAUUUUGUAGUUACGCUCUCAACUUUUGUUAAAAGAUAAGUUAAAUUUUAUAUAUAGAUUGUUCGUUCAUAAAAAAUUUAGUUGAAAAGGAAAGUUAAAAUUCUGGCAGGAAUUUAUUUAGCAAAAUGGCAACCGAAUAAGAAAGCGAUGAUAUAUGGGACAAUUUACAAUCAAUUUUUUCAGAAAAUCCUUAAAGAUUUUUUAACAUUCUGUCAACAAUUAAUGAAGAGCAAGGACUAAAGAUGUUCAAAGCAAUUAACUUGAUUAGAGAUGAGAUAGUAAUGAUUAGGGAGAUGGUGAUACAGAAAGGAUAAAUAGAGUUUAUUAAGAAAAUGAAUACUAUUCAUUCAAAUAAGAGCAAACAAUAAUUUGAAAUCAAAGUUUUUGAUAAAUAUCUGUGUAAAAAAACAUUAGAUAAUGCUUCAAUAUGGCUUGAAUUAGAAUAUUGUUAAAUGGGUAGUAUUCACGAGUUAGUGUAGAUUACAAAAUUAGCAUUUAGUGAAGGAGAAAUUGCUUUUAUGGUAGAUCAAAUUAUGAAAUAUUUGCAAGAACUAUAAAGAGAUGGGCUUUUAAAAGAUCAAAGACCGUUAUUAGAUAGUCGUCAUUUAUUUUUAACGAAUUAAGGAGUAUUAAAAAUUUUUCCUUUUCCUCUUUUCAGUUAAUUAGUGAAAAAUGAAAAUCUUGUUUCAGAAAUAAACAGUGAACUUAUUUAACUCAUAAGUUUUAUGGAUAAUAAUAUAUCAGGAAAUGAAGAAAAUUUUUCUGAGGGGAUCAAGAUUUUAGUUAAAGCUCUCAAAUAAGAUUAGGAUUAUUCAUAGAUUUUAAAGACUAAAAUCAUUUAGGAAAAUAAAGAUAAAUUCGAAUAUAUAAAGCGAAGCAUAUACAGUACAAGAAAGAGGGCAAUAGAAAAUUAUAGGAAAACAAGUAUGAGCAAAUUUGUACCAGAUACUCUCAAAAAUGGAUAGAAUGAUUCUUAAUAAUUGAAUUCUUAACAGUAGCUUAAUAUAAACGAAGGCACUAAUUAAGAUAGUUAAAAAAAGUAGAUAAAUUUUAAUGGAAAUGAGUAUGAAGAAACAAAUAGUGAUGGCUCUCCUAACAUAAAAGAUUCAAAAUUUCAAAGAGACAAUAAGACUUUACAAAAUAAUUAUAGAAGUAACCAUAUGCCUCACAGAAAAAACUAGUUUAGCAAUCAGUAUUAAGAGUUGAGUUAAGAUUUAAAAGACAUCAGCUAAAUAAAUGUGUUUUAAAACCCAUAUUUUUCUUCACUUGAAAGCAACGGUAGUAUUUGCCAAUAUCUUAUUAAUUCUUAAUCAAUUUAGUCAAAAAAUACAAAUAACUACCCUAGCUUUUUAAUUUAAAGUGGUGUAGGUGCUUUAGAUUUUUAUAAUUUAAAUGAUAUAAAAAGUGUUACAGAUAGGAGGUUUGAAGAUGAAGAAAGGGAGAAUUAGAAAGAAAUAAUAUUGAAUUAAAACUAAAUUACUGAUAAUCAAGUUAAUCAUUAAAAAACAAAUAGUGAACUGAUUAUAAAUAAUAAUGAAUCAAAGGUCUAAUAAUAGUAAGCAAGUACUUGUAUUAAAAUUAAGUAAUUUUUAGAAAAUCGCUCAGAAAAAAAGUUGAAGUUCAAAUUAUUUGUAAUGGAUAAAAAAGAUUAGGAUAUUUCUCAAGAAAAUACUUAAACUAAUUAGGAAGAAAAUAGCAGCAAAAAAAUUUAUUAAAAUCUAGAAAUUAGUAAGAUUAAAUCAGAUUAAAUUCAAUAAAAUAGCCCAAAAAAUUACUGCUUUUCACCUUCAAAAAAUAUAGAUUUAAGCAAUUAAAGUUUCAUAUCCCCAGAUAGAGAGAGCAACUUUUCUAGUGGAAGUUGUAAAAUUACAGCAAGAUCAGAAAGAUAAUUUGGAUAAGUUUAAUAGGAAUUAGUUACUGAGGCAGAUCAGUUGAUUAAAAAUUAAAAUAAUGACCAAGCAGCUCAUAAUAUGUUAAAUGAUAAAUUAGAUUGCUAGUAAAUGAAUGAGGUUAAUAUAAUUCUUGAAGAGUCUUCAGAGAUAGCUUCAUCGUUUCCAUAAAGCCCAUAUACAAAUAGGAAAAUAAGUUAGAAUGCAUCUGAUAGCUAAAAAAAGUAUUCUCCAAAACUUGAAUUUGUAGAUUUACAUUCAAUAAAUUUGAAAGGAAAAAUAAGCAGUUCAAGCGAAGAUAAAUAAAAUUAGGAAUAAGAGAGUAGAAAAUACAUAACUUUGGAGCCUAUUUAAGAUUAAUUAUUAGUUAAUAAGAUUGACCAAUAAGAACAAGAACCUAAAAUACUAACAAAUAAAUCUAAUUUUAUUUAAAGGGUAGAAAAUUGCAGAUAUGAAUCUUAACAAAAAUAAGAUAGUAAAUAAUAAUGUGAUACAGAAUAGUACAAUACAAAUGAAGUUAUUGUUUAGGAUGAUAACUUUGAAUCAUUUGAUAUUAGGGGAGAUGACGAUUAUGAUGACUAUGAUAAUCUCGAUGAAGAUUAUGAAUAUGAUAAAAAGUUAUAUGAGCCUAUUUCGUCUCUCAUUCCACACGAAUAUGAAACUUUUGGAGGAGGUUCUACAACAGUAGCUCCUACAAACGAAGGAACAAAUAUUGGGUUAUCAGAGAGAAAUGGGGAUUGCAUAGAAUAAACAUUUUAAAAAAUAGAAGAGUUUCAGGAAUAGGAGUUUGUUGUAAGCUGUAUACCAACUUCUAGAUGCAAUCAUAUUGCUGAAACAAAAUAUUAGCAAAAUAAAAACUCCCUAAAGUUUAAUCAAGAUAAUCCUAGUGUAUCAUAAGGCCUUGAUAACUCUUAACAAUAGGAACUAUCGUAAAGUGAUAGCGAAGAUGAAGAAGAAAUAAACUCAAUACAAUCUAAUUUAGCAGAAGAAUGGAGAAUGAAAAAACCAUAUGCUUUUCCUUCCAACGGAAAUAUGGGAAUAUACAUUGAGUAAUCUAAAUAAAAAUAAAGAUAUCAAAUGAAGAGAAGUAACUCUGAACAUAUAGAUAUUUUCACACUCAAGGACUAUAUGAUGUAAAAAAGAAACUCCUCCCCUGCAGGAAAACAAUUUAAAAAGACAGAAUCUCCUAAAGUAGAAAUGCCUAGUUGUGUUCAUUCUCCUGAGAGUUCAGCAUCUCCAAGUUCAUCUAGUAAAUAUUAAAGUGAAAGAUAGCCCUUUUAGAUAAGAAACCUAUAGUAAAUUGUUUGCCACUCUACCUCAUCUAAGAAUGAUUCAAGGAAGUAUGCCUAUAGGACAAACGAUGCUGAUGAUAUAGAUUAAGAAAGUACAACAUUACACAAUCCUACAGAUUGCAAUGAUACUUUUUAACAAAUGGCUUCAAAUGAGUAGAAUUAUAGAAAGUAAAAUGAAAUAGAAGAUGAAUGUCAUCUAAGCAAUUACUAAUCAAAAAAAAGAAAUCUAUCUACUCCUUUUACUAAAAAUUAAAGAAAGCCUAUUUUCUCAGAUAUUUAAACUAUCAAUUCAAGGUCAUAAUCGAGAAAUUACUUCUAUGAUUCAAAAGAGUACGAUAUUAAUCCUUUAACAUCAAAGCAAUCAGAUUAAAAACAAAUCAAUUUAAGCAGCCAAAGUUAUUCAAUCAAUAACUAAUACACUAAAAGCAAGAACUCAAAUGCAGCAGUUAACUAUAAAAAUCGUAAAAUUAAUGAAGGUUCUAUAGAUAUUUCCACUAAUUAAUCGUAUUGCCAAAAUUAAUCUAUAGGCUCUAAAUUGUUUCCAACCCAGUAAUCAAGUGAGAAAGAUAUUAGCUUUAUCAAGAAUAACUUAUUUGCAUAAAUAGAAAACAUAAAUUACUAAUAAAAUCCAGCUGUUUCUUAAUCAAAAGCUUCUUAAAACUUUAAUAUCAUUAAUUAAUCUCUAAAUAUAUGUUAAGAUUAAAAAUUUUCUGAAAUUGGCAAUCAAAAUAGUUAUUUAUAAUUAGAAUAAACUCCUAAAUAAUCUGCCUAAAAAUUUACUAACUAAUUAUCAGCUAAAUCAAAUUUGAUAAUAUCAUCAUAAUAAGAGAAUUAAGUCUAAUAAAAAUAGAAUUAGAUUACCACUUAGUAGAGCAAUUACUAUCUAUGUGAUGGAAAUUAUUUUUAAGCAUAGUCAUGUCAAAAUGCUUUUCGUUAGUAGAUAUGUUUCGAUCAUAAUUAAAAAAGCUAAAUCUCUUCAGCCUAAAAUUUAGAUUAAAACUCUUUAUUAUCUCCAUCAAAUAUAAUAUUAGACUCUAACAAUUCUUAAAACCGCUAAGCUUCUUUGCAAAAAUUGUAGCAAAAAAACUAACAAUUUUAAUAGUAGUAAUAAUAAUAAUAAUAAUAGUAACAAUAACAAUAAUUAUAGUUUGUUUAAUAUUCAAUCAAUUAAUAAAAUCAAUUGUAUAACUAAAUGUAAUACAACUUUCAAAAUCACUAGUAAUAAUAGUAAAAUAAUAAUUAGCAACCUAAGCUAUCAAUGUAAUUUAAUUAACCUACUCAAUAAAUUUAUUAAAAUAAUAUUGUCAACGCCCAUGCUUAAUAGAAUAUAAAUACAAAAUUAUAGGAUACUAUGUAAAGCUAGCAAUAACUUCAAUUACAAAAAUAAAAUAACAUAAAUAAUUAAUUAAAUCCACCUACAUUUUAUAAUAAUUAAAAUAAUUUAUAGCAGGUUUCAGAAAAAAAAUAGUAGCUCUCCAUGCUAUAUAACCCAUUAAAUCCAAUAAAUUAGCUAUAAUAACAAAAUAAUUACUAUUAAUAAAUUUCACCAAUACAUUAAUAGCAAUAAAAGUAAAAUUAAAACAUCUAAUUACCAUAAAAUACAAAUAGGCCUACUUCAACUGAAAAAAUAAAUUUAAUUUCAUAAAUGGGGGGUAACAGUAAUCAUCUUAUAUAAAUGCUAUUUCCCAGCAAUAUGAAAAAGCCAAUUUUGGAUUAGACUUUAAAUGAGUAAAUAAGUAAAAGAAAGUAUGGUAAAGAUUUGACAAAUAAGUUUAAUGAAGAGGGAGAAUACACUGGAGGAAAUAAUAAUCAAAAAAUGUUUGAGUAGGGAAUCAGGUAGCUAGGACUUAACUAAAAUAUGGAGAUCUUUGACACUUUAUCUACAGAUGAGUCUGUUUAAGUGAAAGGGGUAAGUUUGAUGAGACCUGGUUUAAUUCAUAGAAAUAACGAAGAAAGUUAAUAAUAAGAUUAAUAACAAUAACAACAACUUAAUAGUGCCAAAUUUUAAAACCAAAGUAAUUCAAUAGCAAACAAUAAGCAAUUUAGCUACUAAAUAAAUUAAAUUUAGAAUAAACAAAAUAAUUAAUAAAAUACAAUAAAUAAUAAUAAUAGCAAUAAUUAAUAGUAUAGUAGAAAUAUAGCAAACAAACUUUUUAGUUGA